UUCCAGCCCUGCACUGCACUGUGGUGUCGCGAGCGAAAAUCACAGCUUUGGCUGUUGGUGGCAGUAAAGCAGACAGACAGAAGACCUGAUAUAUCGAGGCAAUUGACGACGGCAAGCACCUGCACAGCCACUGCAACGACUUCGAUCUCCCAAAAUCCCUGGUGCAAUCCUCACGUAACCGUAUCGCCUUCGCGCCUCUCCGGCCCAGGUGCCUUGUCGCAGCGGCUCUCGCCAUGCCCGCGGACCGUUUGCUGGAGCAAUCAUGUCCGAAGACGCAGUAAAUGGCGAGGCUGCGGGUCAAAUCGACCUCUCCGCUACAAAGCAGGCUCUGCUCUCCUCUUCAACCGCUGCGCGCACCGCUCAGCUCCGCCUCGUCGAGGAUAAGCUUUCACAGAAUGCCCUCGACCAGACAAGCCUGUCCAAGCUGCUCCCGCUGUUCUUCCUCACCCAUGCCUAUUACCACGACCGUCCGUCCCGUCGAGCUGUCCAGCGCUGUCUGGUGAUCUUCUCCCAGAAGGGCGACGAGAAGCUCCUCACGGCGCUCAUCGGAGCAAUCAAGCGAGAGGCGCAAAAGCCUACCAUAGCCCCCAGCAGCGCCUUUGUCCUGCUCGAGUGGUGCAGCUUGCUCAUUGAGAACCUGGCAGGGACGGCUCUUUGGGAGAAGCUUGGGAAGGAACUGAUCCUCGCCUCUGCCGAUUGUCUGGAACGUUGUCUCCAGUCUCCCUUCAACAAACAUGUCGGUCACUCUGCCUUGGUCGUCACCCGGCGCGCCUUUAGGAAGAUUGUGUCCUUCGAGUCGACGCGUGAGCAGGCCAUCACCGAAGCCGUGCAGCUACUGGCUACCAAGGGGGCCCAGCCCACUGCCAAGUACUCUGUCAUCCUUGGAGUAAUUGCGGGUGUUUGCUCUCGCAAAGACUAUGCGAAGCCUAUCCUUGAGAAGCUCAAGUCCCAAUAUUUUGGCUUUUUCACUCGAGAGAUAAUUGGCUCGAAGACGCCGGUGCCGAAUCACUUGGCUGGGGGUCUCUACGACUUCUUCCAUUCGUUUCUCACGCUCGAGGAGCUCGGAAAAGAGAUUAUCCCUUCGUUGGAGAAGGGACUUCUGCGAGCGCCCGAGAUCGUCCUCAACGACCUUGUCACGCCCCUUAUCGAUGCCCUUCCGGCUGAGUACGACCUGUCAGGUAUUCUGAACAACAACCUUUUGAAGCCUCUCCUCUCAAACACAAAGUCCACCAAUCCGACAAUUCGCAGUGGUGCCCUUAUGGCCUUCAAGACAAUCAUUCCGCGCGCCUCCGACCUAGACGCCCUGGGUAAGGCCACUGAUGAGAUUGCUACGCCACUGAAAGGGGGCAAAGUCGCGUCUGCCGACCAGAGGGCCAUACACUCUGAGAUGCUCCUGCACCUCGCCAAAACCGAGGCAAAUGCGACCAAGAUCUGUCUCGCUCUCCCGGUAGUUGCUGGAAAGGAGGGCAAUGACCCUGCGCUCGCAGCGGAAACCUCCGCACUCACCGAGGCUGUCAAGACCCUGCUCAAGUCUGGAGCUGAGGUUCCCGCGGCAGCCACUGAUACGUUCAAGAAGGGCCUUGCGGACAAAAAGCCCACCUCGAGGAAACUCUGGGUCCUGGCCGCGGGAGAACUGCUGCUGGAUGUAUCCCAAACCACGUCACUAUCGGCAUCAGCUCUCAAGGUCACGGAGGGGACUAUGCCCGUGUUGUUUGAGACGUACAACGAUGCUGUUGCGAACCCACUCACGUCAUCGCAAAGCAGUCUCAUCACUGGUGCAUACAUCACAUGUAGCAUUGCUCCGCGGAUCUUUGGCGGCAACAUUAGCGGGCCUUUGGAGGCGCUGUCAAAGAAGUUCUCCAUCGCUAAGCAGUGUCUUGUCAGUGAGCCCAAGCCCUCGUUCCUGCUGUCUCCGCGGUUCUAUAGUAAGCUGGCAUCCGGCGACGACCUGAGGUGGCUCUCCCGUGCCUUGGUGGCGGUGGCGGAUGAGCUGCCGCAGGAUGGGGGUAAUAGCAUAACCUUGGCUUGGUCUCAGGCCUUGGUUUAUCUCGUGUCAUCCGCUACCACGCCAUCGCAAGUCCGAAAAGAGGUUUGCCAGCAGAUAUCCGAUCUCUAUGUGCGCAACCCUGAAAAGAUAUCACAUGCCCUCAUCAGUGGCAUAUGGUACUGGCUGGAUGCUGGAGAGGAGGGAGACAAGGACAGCGCGGCGGCGCUUGCAAAGGCCGAUAACACUCAGUUGAACCUGGUUCUCAGGGCGAUAUGCCUGCCCACACGAGAGUCGCCCGAAGGUGUCGCCGAGGUCACUGAGCGUCCUACCUUGGAGGCCCAGAUGUGUUCACUGCUCGUUCUGGCUCGCCCUGAGCUCGUCCCUCGGUCCAGCUGGAUUGAUCUCUGCUUGCGCGUUGGUCUUGACCCCGGCGAGCUGGCAAAGAGGAACGAGAAGGUGCUGCUGCAAGAAGUCGCAAUAAGAAGCACACUUGACCAGAAGUCGGCCGCCGUUAGGAAUGCUGCGUACAAGGCUGCUGUCGAACUGGUCUUCGUCGCACCUGAUGUGAUGACACCUCGGAUCAUACAGUUGAUAGAGCAGGACUUGGACGUCUCAGGCCUCGAGGGUAUUGGCCCCCUAGAAGCCGCAAUAUUCCGCACACCCGAGGGCACCGCCUUUGUCGAUGUGCUGGCCAAGAAGUCAAGCAAUGUCCCAAUCAAGGGUAAAGAUGCCGACACAUUAAAGUGGGAGGCGGAGCUUAGGUCACAGCUAGCACAGAAGAAAGGCCAACAGCAAAAGCUCAGCGCCGACGACAAGGCCAAGGUCGAUGCCCAGCUGAAGAAGGAAUCCGCUAUUAGGGAGCGAGUCCGAGGUGUCGCCGCCAAGGUGAUGCGCGGCAUAGGUGUCAUCCGAAGCCUCGCCACUGGGCCCCCCACAGACGCAGGCCUGUGGAUGAGCCCCGCUGUCAAGGCUCUUCUCGGUGCCAUCGACGCUGGCGCAUGCCUCAUCACAGGAGACGCUGCUCCUGUGGCUUACCUCGCCUGCGCUGAUCGGGUAUCCAUCCGUCUGGGCUCUUUCCGCGAGUUUAUUGGCGUUGCCACGUUGAGGGCCCAUGAUGUGGAACUCAUUCCUGAGAAUCUCAAGCAGGAACCACUCCACGAGCUGAUUACCAGGGUCCUGUACCGUCUUCGAUUCGCCGGAGAGCAGCGCCCUUUCGACAGUGUCUCUGCUAUCUACAUGCUUCCUCUUGUUCUCCUCAUUCUUCAAAAGGGAGGCUUUGGCGCCACUGCUGAAGACAAGGACACUCAAAUCGUUUUGGCGACAGAAUUUCUCGGCUUCCACACCGACACAAGCGCUGAUGAGGCCCUUCCCAGGGCCGAGAUGCUCGAAGCCCUCAUCAGCUCAAUGCAGCAGUACAACCAGCACUACAAGAUCAUCAGAGACUGCUUCUCUGACAUGGUUCGCUGCUUGGCGCCAAAUAUCAACGAAAACGAAAUCGGUGUGGUGGCCCGAGGAGCCAUUGUGUCCCAAACCAGCGUCCGCACAACAGUGCUGCAGUCGAUCAGCGCCGAUGUCGACAUGAGCGAGCUGGAGUUCUCGGAGGAGAUAUGGCUUGCCUGCCAUGAAGACAACGUGGAGAACGUGGAUCUUGGCCGAGAGAUCUGGGAGGAGAGUGGCUUCGAGACUUCGGCGGAGGUCCCAACAAAAAUGCUCCCGUACUUGGAAAACAAGGAUGGGCAGCUUCGUAGAGCCGCCUCACGAGCUCUGGCUGAGGCUUGCAAACGCCAUCCAAAGACGGUGAAUCCUAUUCUGGAGAAGCUGCGACUGACGUACGUCGAGUUUGCCAAGCCUCGCGUGCCUGAAUUAGACGGAUUCGGCAUGCCGAAGAAAAUGGACCUCUCAGACCCGUGGGAGGCAAGGCACGGUAUUGCCACCGCGUUCAAGGAGUUAUCUCCAUACCUCGAGAGACAGCAUCUGGAUGCUUUCUUCGCCCUUCUCAUAGAGCAAGGCCCCUUAGGCGACCAAGACAGCUCUGUUCGUGCCGAGAUGCUCGAGGCUGCCAACAAGGCCAUCGAAGUCCACGGAAAGAGCAUCGUGGACAAACUGAUGAAGGUCUUCGAGAAAACCUUGGAGGCUCCGGAUAAGGGCUCUGCUGCUAGCGAUCGUGUCAACGAGGCCGUCAUCAUCAUGUACGGUGCUCUGGCACGGCACCUCAAGGCCGGCGAUGCCAAGAUACCCGUGGUGAUCGAGAGGCUUCUGGCCACUCUGAGCACUCCAUCCGAGGCUGUCCAGUACGCCAUCGCGGAAUGCUUACCCCCACUCGUACGAUCGUGCGGGAACAAGGCCUCCAAGUAUUUCGAGGAGAUAAUGGAAACCCUGCUCACCUCCAAGAAAUACGCCGUCCAACGAGGCGCAGCCUAUGGUCUAGCGGGACUGGUUCUUGGCCGGGGCAUCAUUGCCCUCCGAGAAUAUCGAAUCAUGUCAACCCUGAAUGGGGCGCUCGAGAACAAAAAGGAGGCAUCACAGCGAGAGUCUGCCCUGCUUGCUUAUGAGCUCCUAGCCACCAUGCUCGGACGCCUGUUCGAGCCGUACGUGGUUCAAAUAGUCCCACAGCUGUUGACUGGGUUUGGUGACUCCAAUGCCAACGUGCGCGACGCCGCGCUCGCAUCAGCCAAAGCUUGCUUUGCCCGACUGAGCUCGUACGGCGUCAAGAACAUCCUGCCGACCCUUCUCAACGGUCUCGACGACGACCAGUGGCGAAGCAAGAAGGGAGCGUGCGACCUCCUCGGUGCGAUGGCAUACCUCGAUCCGCAGCAGCUUGCAUUGAGCCUCCCCGAGAUUAUCCCCCCUCUCACGGCUGUUCUCAACGACAGCCACAAGGAAGUGAGGUCUGCCGCCAACAAGAGUCUGAAGCGAUUCGGUGAGGUCAUCAACAACCCGGAAGUCAAGGGCCUUGUCGACAUUCUUCUCAAGGCGCUCAGCGACCCGACAAAGUACACAGACGAAGCACUCGACUCGCUUAUAAAGGUCCAGUUCGUCCACUACCUAGACGCCCCAUCUCUCGCCCUGGUCAGCCGAAUUCUCCAACGCGGUCUUGGCGACCGGUCCAACACGAAACGCAAGGCAUCCCAGGUCAUUGGCAGCCUGGCGCACCUUACGGAGAGGAAGGACUUGGUCUCGCACCUCCCCGUCCUUGUUGCAGGGCUCAAGGUGGCAGUGGUCGACCCUGUUCCCACAACCCGUGCCACCGCGUCGAGGGCGCUGGGAUCUCUGGUGGAGAAACUGGGAGAGGAGGCCCUUCCGGAUCUCAUUCCCGGGCUUAUCCAGACGCUCAAGUCGGACACAGGUGCCGGAGACCGGCUUGGGUCCGCCCAGGCUCUCAGCGAGGUCCUUGCCGGUCUUGGGACCACCCGCCUCGAGGAGACUCUACCCACCAUUCUGCAGAAUGUCGAAUCCUCAAAACCUGCCGUACGGGAGGGCUUCAUGUCCCUUUUCAUCUUCUUGCCAGUGUGCUUUGGUAAUAGCUUUGCCAACUACCUCGGCAGGAUCAUCCCACCGAUUCUCUCGGGCCUUGCGGACGACAUUGAGGCCAUCCGAGAGACGGCUCUCAAGGCUGGUAGGCUGCUUGUCAAGAACUUUGCUGUCCGAGCAGUCGACCUUUUGCUACCAGAGCUCGAGCGCGGCCUAGCUGACGACAGCUACCGUAUCCGCCUGAGCUCGGUCGAACUUGUUGGCGAUCUCCUGUUCAAUCUGACAGGCGUAUCAGCCAACCAGGAGCCUGGCGAUGAGGAUGAGGAGGAGAGGGUAAAGGAGGCUGGCGCUUCGCUCCGCGAAGCUCUCGGCGACGAGAAGCGCAAUAAGAUCCUCUCAGCUCUGUACAUCUGCAGGUGCGACACCGCUGGCGCUGUCCGCACGGCCGCCAUUGCCGUCUGGAAGGCCCUGGUGUCAAGCCCGCGGACGCUCAAGGAGCUGGUCCCCACGCUCACGCAGCUUAUCAUCCGCCGACUUGGUAGCUUUAAUAUGGAGCACAAAGUUAUCGCCAGCAACGCUCUGGGCGAGCUUAUUCGCAAGGCGGGAGACAAUGUGCUCGCCACCCUCCUUCCAACUUUGGAGGAAGGCCUCCAGACCUCGACCGACGUGGAUGCCAGGCAGGGGAUCUGCCUGGCUCUCAAGGAGCUCAUCUCGUCGGCAUCUGAGGAGGCUUUGGAGGACCACGAGAAAACGCUCAUCUCAGUGGUCCGGACCGCGCUUACCGACUCCGACGACGAUGUGCGCGAGGCCGCGGCCGAGGCCUUCGACUCUCUGCAGCAGAUCCUCGGCAAGCGGGCGGUCGACCAGGUGCUGCCUUAUCUUCUCAGCCUCCUUCGGUCAGAGGAAGAGGCCGAAAACGCUCUGUCUGCGCUGCUCACUCUCUUGACCGAGACUACCCGGUCCAACAUCAUUCUUCCCAACCUCAUUCCAACGCUUAUCGCACCCCCGAUUUCUGCUUUCAAUGCCAAGGCCCUUGCGUCGUUGUCGAAGGUUGCCGGUGCUGCUAUGAACCGCCGUCUCCCCAACAUCAUCAACUCGCUCAUGGAAAACCUUGUCAGCUGUAUAGACGACGACCUCCGCGCGGAUCUCGAUGCCUCCUUCCAGACCGUCAUCCUUUCCAUCGACGAAUAUGACGGACUGAACACCAUCAUGAACGUGCUGCUUCAGCUCACAAAGCACGAGGACCACCGCAAGCGUGCGGCCACGGACCUGCAGCUGGCCAGAUUCUUCGCGGCUACGGAUGUCGACUACUCGCGCUACAACCAGGACAUCAUCCGCUCCCUCCUCGUCUCGUUCGAUGAUCAAGAUAUGGGUGUUGUCAAGGCCGCGUGGAGCGCCCUCAGCGAAUUUACCAAGAAGCUCAAGAAAGAGGAGAUGGAGGCGCUGGUGAUCUCGACUAGACAGACCCUGCUUUUGGUAGGAGUCGCUGGCUCGAAUCUCAGGGGCUUUGAGCUACCCAAGGGCAUCAACGCCAUCCUCCCCAUCUUCCUCCAGGGGUUGAUGAAUGGAUCGCCAGACCAAAAGACGCAGGCGGCCCUCGCCAUCUCCGACAUGGUGGACAGGACGAGCGAAGCAUCACUGAAGCCCUUCGUCACGCAAAUCACCGGUCCGCUGAUUCGUGUCGUGUCGGAGCGCUCGACCGAAGUCAAGUCUGCUAUUCUGCUCACCCUAAACAACCUCUUGGAGAAGAUGCCGAUGGCUCUCAAGCCGUUCUUGCCACAACUGCAGCGCACUUUUGCCAAAUCGCUAGCCGACCCGACAAGCGAACAGCUCCGCACUCGCGCCGCCAAGGCACUCGGUACGCUCAUCAAGUUCACACCUCGUGUCGAUCCUUUGAUAGCCGAGCUUGUCACUGGCUCCAAGACAUCAGAUCCUGGCGUAAAGACAGCAAUGCUCAAGGCACUGUUCGAGGUCAUCAGCAAAGCAGGCGCCAACAUGGGAGAGCCUUCCCGUGCUGCCGUCCUAGGCCUGAUCGACAUGGAAACGGAUGAGAAGGACGAUGCCAUGACAAUCACAAACGCCAAGCUCCUGGGCGCGCUUGUCAAGAAUGUGCCAGCAGAUGCGGCCAGCAACCUCAUCAAGACACGGGUCCUGACUCCUACCCCAAGCAGCUCGUCCAUGCUGGGGUUGAAUGCCGUCCUGCUUGAGUCCCCCAAGUCGAUCCUUGAGAGCCCAUGGGCCGAUGAACUGCCCGACAUUCUCUGCCAAGGAAUGUCCAGCAAGACUGCCAUGAUCGCGGACAAUUCGAUCCUCGCCGCAGGCAAGUAUCUGCUAUGUGACACUCCGAAGUCUUUCGAGAGCGCCAAGUCGGUAUUUGAAGCUCUAGCGGAGGUGAUCCAGCCUGGCAAGCCCACCGACUCCCGCCGUCUGUCACUCGUCAUUGUGCGCACAGUCUCACGCACCAACAUCGACAUGGCUCGCGCACAUCUGCCACUUCUCGCACCACCGGUCUUCGCCUCGGUUCGAGACCCCGUGAUCCCGGUCAAGCUAGCUGCCGAGGCUGCCUUUGUGGCUCUUUUCAACGUGGCCGACGACGAGUCCAAGGUAUUUGACAAGUUCAUGGCGGGCGCCGGGGCAGAGCUGCCACCAAACACGAAGCGGAGCAUGCAAGACUACUUUAAGAGGGUUGCUCUUCGCCUAGGAAGCCAGGUGCGUGAGCGCAGGGAGGCUGAGGGCGGCACCGGAGGGCUUGGCUUAUCAAACGACGAGGUGGAGGAUGAGAAGGAGAUCUGGAGCGUAGGCAAGGUGGACGAUGGGGCCAACGUUUUUGGCCAGGAUUGAUCAAAACAUCAUGCGGCAUAGCGGUUGUAAAAAGUCGGCCUCACCGCUCUCCUUAAGGGUUUGGGGGCGGCUUUUGGGCAGGACAAUACUUGCUGGGCUGGGCAGCGGGUCUCAGAUAUUCGUCUCUAGACUUGAACAUAUUCCGUUACGCGUUGUAUACAGAUGUGAUGUACUUUGCAAAUGAAGCGAGGAUUAUGCAGCA
Gaeumannomyces tritici R3-111a-1 is the source of this 8501-nucleotide messenger RNA. Its product is annotated as translational activator GCN1. The record is from RefSeq and is a predicted model, not a curated record. The coding region runs from base 263 to 8299 and encodes 2678 amino acids. Gene Ontology annotation, biological process: cellular response to amino acid starvation; regulation of translation. The transcript has 4 exons. Gene Ontology annotation, cellular component: cytosol. NCBI's taxonomy places the organism in Eukaryota, Fungi, Ascomycota, Sordariomycetes, Magnaporthales, Magnaporthaceae. Gene Ontology annotation, molecular function: protein kinase regulator activity.